CUCUUCUUCCUUCCUUCCAUACCAUCCUCCUGGGUACCUUUUGCUUGGCUGGAAAGAGACAUUUCUCCCUAACUCCCCCUUCCAUUUUCUACAGCCCCUCCCCCGUGUGGGUUCCAAGCUGAGCACAGCUGCUGCUAUAGGCGCUGCUGUUCACCUAGUACACACACACAGAGUUGCUGAGCGUGACACACUCACCCACCCACACGGCCACUCCGGGACUCCCCAGGGUGCUCUCUCCCUCCUUCACACACUCACGCGCCCAGACUCACGCACAGGCACGCAGGCACUGAACGGAUAGCUUCUCGCCUGCAGUUGGCACUCUCAUUUCCCUGUAGCAGCCUCGCAGCGCGGAUGGCAUCUACGGGCUCUGGCUUCUGGUCCUUCGGGUCCGAAGAUGGCUCCGGGGACCCGGAGAACCCUAGCACAGCAAGAGCCUGGUGCCAGGUUGCCCAGAAGUUCACCGGAGGCAUUGGAAACAAACUCUGUGCCUUGCUGUAUGGAGACGCAGAAAAGCCGAUGGAAACCGGCAGCGAGGAGACUCAGGGAUCAACGGAUAAAAAGACUGUUUGUACUUGCAAUCAGAAGCCCUGUAGCUGUCUCAAAAUGGAUCUCAAUUACGCGUGUUUACACUCAACAGAUCUGUUGCCAGCAUGUAACGGAGAAGUGGCCACUUUGUCUUUUCUCCAAGAGGUAAUGGACAUUUUGCUUCAGUAUGUGGUGAAGAGUUUUGAUAGAUCAACAAAGGUGAUUGAUUUCCAUUACCCAAAUGAGCUUCUUCAAGAACAUAAUUGGGAAUUGGCAGAUCAGCCACAGACCUUGGAGGAAAUUUUGUCCAACUGCAGAACAACUCUAAAAUAUGCAAUCAAAACAGGUCAUCCUAGAUAUUUCAAUCAGCUUUCUACUGGAUUGGAUAUGGUUGGAUUAGCAGCAGACUGGCUAACAUCAACAGCAAAUACUAAUAUGUUCACCUAUGAAAUUGCUCCAGUGUUUGUACUUUUGGAAUAUGUCACAUUAAGGAAAAUGAGAGAAAUUAUCGGCUGGCCAGGGGGCAGUGGUGAUGGGAUUUUUUCACCUGGUGGUGCCAUAUCUAACAUGUAUGCUAUGUUGAUUGCACGUUUCAAGAUGUUUCCAGAAGUCAAAGAGAAAGGAAUGGCAUCUAUUCCCAGACUGGUUGCCUUCACAUCUGAGCAUAGUCACUUUUCAGUGAAGAAGGGAGCUGCAGCCUUGGGGAUUGGAACAGACAGUGUGAUUCUGAUCAAAUGUGAUGAAAGAGGGAAAAUGAUUCCAUCUGAUCUGGAGAGAAGAAUUGUUGAAGUUAAACAAAAAGGAUUCGUUCCCUUCUUUGUGAGUGCCACCGCAGGAACCACAGUGUAUGGCGCAUUUGAUCCCCUUCUAGCUAUUGCUGACAUCUGCAAAAAAUAUAAGAUCUGGAUGCAUGUGGAUGCAGCUUGGGGUGGCGGCCUACUGAUGUCCCGGAAACAUAAAUGGAAGCUUAAUGGUGUGGAAAGGGCCAACUCCGUGACAUGGAACCCUCACAAGAUGAUGGGCGUUCCCUUGCAGUGCUCGGCUCUGCUGGUUAGAGAAGAGGGGUUGAUGCAGAGCUGCAACCAGAUGCAUGCUUCCUACCUCUUUCAACAAGAUAAACACUAUGACUUGUCUUAUGAUACUGGAGACAAGGCUUUACAAUGUGGGCGCCACGUUGAUGUUUUCAAAUUAUGGCUAAUGUGGAGGGCAAAGGGGACCACCGGAUUUGAAGCACAGAUUGACAAGUGUUUGGAGCUGGCAGAGUAUUUAUACAAUCUCAUAAAAAACAGAGAAGGAUAUGAAAUGGUGUUUGAUGGGAAGCCUCAGCACACAAACGUCUGCUUCUGGUAUAUCCCCCCAAGUUUACGGCACUUGGAAGACAAUGAAGAAAGAAUGAGUCGCCUCUCAAAGGUUGCCCCUGUGAUUAAAGCCAGAAUGAUGGAGUAUGGAACCACAAUGGUCAGCUACCAACCCUUGGGAGAUAAAGUCAAUUUCUUUCGCAUGGUCAUCUCAAAUCCAGCAGCAACUCAUCAAGACAUUGACUUCCUGAUUGAGGAAAUAGAACGCCUUGGACAGGAUUUAUAAUCAUCCAGCCAAUCAAGCUAUCCCAGCUCUCUAGCUAGACAGUGAAGUUGUCACAAACUGUGGGAAUGUAUUUGUAGUUUGUUCCAAAGUGAAUCUAUUUCUAUAUUGUGGUGUCAACGUAGAGUACAGUUUAAAAAACCAGGAAACAUUGCUCCUUUUAAACGUCCUUCCUUAAGUUUGAGGAUGAAUACCUCUUUCAUAAUCAGCAGUACAAUUAAUAAGGAAAAGCUGAAAACUGUUAAAAAUGAUUCCCCCAAUUCCAGCAAAGUGAGCAAAGUUAGUAUGUAUUUUCAUUUCAGAGUAGUAGGGUUGAGUGGUGCCAAAUUUCUCCCCAAGAGUCACAAGAUGUUCUUUGGGGUGCAGUAGGGAAAAAAAGACAAAGUAAAUAUAAAGUGUAUGUUGAAAAUAAAAACUCUUGCCUUUUUCAUAGUAUUAGAAAAGAAUUUCUAAUUUACCUAUAGCAACAUUUCAAAUGUAUUUAAAUACAUAUAAUUUUACAAAAGGAAAUAUAUAUAUAAAGAAGAUCCUAUUUUGUAAAGUAUAGAUUUUUAUUUUAUAUGGGUUAUAAAAACUUCUGGGGCAGAAAUGAAAAACUCAACAGAUUCUUUUUUCUUCCAGUGGAGGCACAUAAGACACUUAGUAAUUCUUAUUUUGAAACAUAGACCCACAAAUUCUUAAAAUGUGGGACAACUUAUUUCUACAUGUCUCACAGCUUGUCACAUCUCUAAGGUUUAGUAUUUCAAAACCUCCCAAGAGCAUCAGAGCUCUUAAAAAUGCUAGAUCAGGUCAAUUACAGGACAACAACAGGG
This is a messenger RNA of Phascolarctos cinereus (koala), 2918 nucleotides long. It is a transcript of the gene GAD2, whose product is annotated as glutamate decarboxylase 2. Gene Ontology annotation, molecular function: pyridoxal phosphate binding; glutamate decarboxylase activity. Lineage: Eukaryota; Metazoa; Chordata; Mammalia; Diprotodontia; Phascolarctidae. Gene Ontology annotation, cellular component: cytoplasm. Gene Ontology annotation, biological process: GABA shunt; GABA biosynthetic process. The record is from RefSeq and is a predicted model, not a curated record.